Molecule: messenger RNA, 1876 nt
Organism: Salvia miltiorrhiza (redroot sage)
Lineage: Eukaryota; Viridiplantae; Streptophyta; Magnoliopsida; Lamiales; Lamiaceae
Product: DNA repair protein recA homolog 3, mitochondrial
Exons: 8
Coding region: 345-1484 (379 amino acids)
Biological process (GO): DNA repair
Molecular function (GO): ATP hydrolysis activity; ATP binding; single-stranded DNA binding
Source: RefSeq, a predicted model, not a curated record
UACAAAUUGAUUUUGUCUCUGAACCGCUACCCUUCAACUCUCUCUCUCUCUCUCUCUUCAGCGCAGAAAUGUACGGCCAACACUGCUAGAGAAAGGGUCGUCUGUUCGUUUAAGUGGGUGGCCACUCACCUGCUUCUUCUAAUCUUUAUUAUUCCGUUUAAUUUUCUCUUUUCGGGUUUGAUUCUACAAUGGCGAGGCUUCUGCGAAGUGCCUCCUCUCUCAGACGCUAUAUGUUUCCGCAAUUGGAGGUUUUCGUUUUUCUCCUCUGUCAGUUGCCAUAUCCUUUGUUUUUCCGCUGGGAAGCUGAUAUUUUCGGCCCAAAUGUAGGAGGAUGACAUUGUGUCAUGGAUCAAAAUAAUGAUGAAUCCAGGGGGGUAUUACACGAGACAUCUAUGCAGCUGCGUGAAUUUGCCACGAAAGGUGGUAAAAAGAAGACAAAGAGUGACACAAGUGAUUCUGGAGAAGAGAAUAUGUCUAAGAAAGAGUUGGCUCUAAAGAUGGCUUUAGAUCAGAUCACCAAAUCAUUUGGAGAUGGAUCUAUAAUGUGGCUCGGCAGGGAUGAUUCACAAAGGCACCACCCUGUAAUAUCCACGGGAUCUUUUUCUUUGGAUGUUGCGUUGGGAAUAGGAGGACUUCCGAAGGGACGUGUUGUGGAGAUAUAUGGUCCAGAGGCUUCUGGAAAAACAACUCUUGCAUUACACUUGAUUGCUGAGGCACAAAAACAGGGAGGUUACUGUGCCUUCGUUGAUGCUGAGCAUGCUCUUGAUCCUUCUUUGGCUGAGGCUAUUGGAGUAAAUACUCAAAAUUUGCUGAUAUCACAACCAGAUUGUGGUGAGCAAGCUCUCAGUCUGGUGGACACCCUUAUCCGGAGUGGUUCAAUUGAUGUUGUUGUUGUGGAUAGUGUAGCUGCUCUGGUUCCGAAAGGUGAACUAGAUGGUGAAAUGGGAGAUGCUCACAUGGCCAUGCAAGCUAGACUUAUGAGCCAAGCACUACGGAAAAUAUGCCACUCUUUAUCCCUCUCACAGACCAUAUUACUAUUUACAAAUCAGGUCCGGGCAAAGCUAUCCACUUUUGGAUUUGGUGGACCCACUGAAGUCACUUGUGGUGGGAAUGCCUUGAAAUUUUAUGCUUCAGUACGUCUAAAUGUCAGGAGAACUGCAAUGGUCAAGCAGGGAGAAGAGACCACAGGAAGCCAAGUUGCCAUAAAGAUUGUGAAGAACAAGCAUGCACCUCCAUUUAGAACGGCAGAGUUUGAGCUUGAGUUUGGAAAAGGUAUUAACCGAGAGUCUGAGCUUAUAAACUUAGGAUGCAAACACAUGUUCAUCGUGAAAUCAGGCUCGUUCUUGAAAAUGAACGACCAAAACUUCCACGGUCAGGAUGCACUUAAGCGACACCUUUCUGAAAACAUAAGUGUAAGAGAAGAACUCGAGAAAAAGCUAAGAGACAAGCUUAUGCAUAUGAAACCAGACCAUGAAGAAAUGUAGGGGCUAUUGAGGGGGGAAAUGUUGCAGACAUUGUUGCAUCAGAGGUAACAGGUGAAGAAUCUCUCGCUGCAGCUGUAGCACAGGCGUGCAAGAUCAGUCAUUGCCUUCUAUCUAUCUCAGUGCAUCAAUGGGAAGAUUUCUCCAGCAGCACUUGACAUCUGACGGUAACUUCUACUUGCUGGUACUAUAUUUUUAUAUACACUUCAGGUUGUGCAGUUGGUUAAAUUUUUGUGAUUUGAAAGAGGCAUAUGACGCAAUUUGUUUGAUUUUUCUAAUUAAUGUGAUUCUUGUGUCAAUUUCAGCUGCAUUUUGUACACUAGUAUAUUCAGCCACGUUUAGUUUUAUUAUGAACAUCCAUUUUAUGAUUUAUUAGUGAAACAAUGAUUCCUUCA